Molecule: messenger RNA, 784 nt
Organism: Sinocyclocheilus rhinocerous
Lineage: Eukaryota; Metazoa; Chordata; Actinopteri; Cypriniformes; Cyprinidae
Exons: 4
Coding region: 102-776 (224 amino acids)
Source: RefSeq, a predicted model, not a curated record
UCUCUAGAAACCACGUGACUUGGAAGGUUUGCUACGAGUCCAUCAUCAGUGUCCUGAAUCAAUGCUGUUGUAGUUUAGACGCGGUCAGAAGCGACAUCAGUAUGAGGAAUAAUACCUUCCUUUUUGGGGUUUUAUUACUCGUGAACGGUGUGUUUGGUGUUGAAGCAGAUGAAGUGUCAGUGUCAGUGAUGGAGGGAGAUUAUCUCACUCUAAACACUGAUAUUACUGAAGUACCGAGAGAUAGUAAGAUAAUAUGGAAGUUUGGUGAUGAAAUCAUUGCUAGAAUGAAUGAAGCAGAUGGACAUCCCUCUACAUAUGAUGGUCCCGGUGCGAUAUUCAAAGACAGACUGAAGCUGGACAGACAGACUGGAUCUCUGACCAUCACAAACAUCAGAACUGAACACAUUGGACAUUAUAGUGUAGACAUCAAGAGCAUAGAUGCAAAAUUGAAGACAUUCCAAGUUACUGUCCAUGAUGAUGUGCAGUCAGUGUCAGUGAUGGAGGGAGAUUCUGUCACUCUACACACUGGUGUUACGGAAGUAAAGGGAGAUGAUCAGAUACUGUGGAAGUUUGAAGAUCAAGUCAUCCGCAUUGAUCGCUUAAACAGCGCUGCUGACUCGAGAUGGAGUAGGCCUAACAUUCAUCUGAACGAUCAAACCCGAGAGCUCACCAUCAGAAACAUCCGAAGAGAUCAGUCUGGAGAUUAUAAAGUGGAGAUCAACACCAGCAGUAUGAUUUUACACAGAAAAUUACGUAUUAAUAUCAGUGGUGAGUAGAUUAAACU